Messenger RNA from Closterium sp. Naga37s-1, 2862 nucleotides. The record is from the annotation of a GenBank genome assembly. NCBI's taxonomy places the organism in Eukaryota, Viridiplantae, Streptophyta, Zygnematophyceae, Desmidiales, Closteriaceae.
AUGAGGCGCUGCAUUGUGCGGCUCGAGCCGCAUCUCCGCCGUCAGAUCGGCCAACCGAUCUCGACGGGACCAUCUCCGCCGUUCGUCAGCAGCCCUGCCGGUCCUUUCGCCCCUCCGAUUCCCCUUACUGGCCUAUCCCUCUCCGAGCCGCCCUCUGCAGCCUUCGCUACUGCCGCCUUACCCCCCAGUGACGCCGCCAGUGGCGCCGCCAGUCCCCCCGCCCCCGGUUACGGGCGGUCAUGGGGAGCGCCCGGAUUUCAUGCUCCUGGGAGGUUUCCUCCAAGCGCGCCGAUCCAGCAGCCCGUGGCGGCUUCCGCUGGCCAAUCCCCCCCACUGACGCAACAUGAGGCACAGCGCCCAGAUGGCGCUUCCCCGCCGCAUCCUCUGCCUCUCACCGCUCCCCCCGCUCCCUCCGUUCCCCCCGCCAGUGCCCCCACGGGACUGUCCCCCGCUGCCCUCUCCCGCAUGCUCGUUGCGUACGAGCGCGCGGGGAGGGAUGCUGACGUGGCGCGCGUGCUGGCCGACGCGCGAGCCGGCGGCGUUGCAUUGGACAGCGGCGCGCAGGAGGCGGCGAUCCGGAGCGUGGCGCGGAGGCGGGACCUGGGGGAGGCGGAUCGGAUGCUGGGGGAGGCGCGGGCGGCGGGUUUUGUCUUAUCCGCGCCGACGUGGAACGGGUUGGUGGAGAUGUACGCUGAGAUGGGCGAGAUCGAGCGGAUGGAAGAUGCUGCCGCCCAGGCCGCCCGGGCUGCCGCCCAGACUGCUACUCCUGCCGCCCAUGCCGCCCCGGCUGCUCCUGCUCCUGCUGCUGGGGGCCCUGCUGCCACUUGGUCUCCCCCUCCCCCUCCCCCUCCUCCCCUUGCCGCUGCUCCUCCUCCACCCUCCGCGCCCGCUGCUGCUGCAGUCGGCAGUGAGAGCAGUGGCAGCAGCGAGCAGCUGAGUGAGAGGGAGAGGGAGGAGAUGCGCCUGAGGAUGAAGCUCAGACGCCGGGCGGCAGAUGCUGACUCACACGCUGACCUUGCUGCUCCGCUCGUUGCUGCUCCUCUUGCCAGCCUUGAUGCUGCUGCUGCUGCUCCCUCCUCUCCUGCUGCUGCCACUACCCCAUCCCCCCCAUCUCCCCCAUUCCCCCCAUCUCCUCCGCCUCCGCGCUUUGCUCCGCCGCCCCCACCUGGCGUCCCGCCAGCCGCAGCGCCCACCGCCCCGCACGCCCCCCACCCGCCCCCCUCCCCGCCCCUCUUCUCGCCCCGCUCCCCCUUCCCCGCGCCGCCCCCCCUGACAUCCCCAUCCGCCCCCGCGCCUCGCAUGCGCCCUGGCGUCUCCGCAGCUGCGCCUGUGGACGCGCCGUCAGACACGUCAGCUCCGGCUGCAGCUGACGUGGCAGCUGCUGACGUGGGCGCUGCGGCUCCGUCUGCAGGUUUGGGCCGAGGUGGUCUGAUGCCGGCAGGGCGCGGGGCAGGCUUGGUAAGGCUGGGAGGUCCGGCAGCAGGCGCGGGGAGGGGAAGGCUGAGUUUCGAACGGCAGAUGGAAGGCUGGAGGGGCGCUGAGGGGGCGCGGGAGAGGGGGAGGGAGGGGGGGAUGGAGUUGGGGAGGGAGGGGAGCAGGGAGGGGGAAAAGGAGAGGGUGAUUGAGAGGGGGAGGGAGGGGGAGAGAGAGGAACAGAAGCAGGGGCAGGGGGGAGUGGGAGGGGUGGAGGUAGGAAGGGGUGCAGCAGUUGACAUCCCCCCACAGCAGCACCCUCCCCCCUUGAACCUCUCUCGAGAAGACGCCACCGAACGUGCCCUUGGCAUCCUCACCGCAGCUAUGGCCAAGGCUCGGGACUCCUCCCGAGCCUCCUCCCGCCGCGACGCCGUCAAUCAGUUCGCCGCCGAGGCUCUCGGCUCGGUCAUGUCCCGCCGCAGGCUCGGCGCAGGUCCGGGAGGUCCGGGGGGAGGAGGCCCGGGAGGGGGCGGAAGGGGAGGGCGCGAGGAAGGGAGGCGUAUGGGGGGAGCGGGAGCGGGGGGGCAGAGGAGAGGGGGAAUGAGGGAAGGGGAGCAGAGGAGAGGGAUGAGAGACGGGGGACAGAGGGGAGGGGGGAUGGGGAUGGGGAUGGGUUUGGUAAUGGACAGGCAGACGGAGGGGCAGGGGGGGCAGCAGAGGCCGCGGAUGGGCGGAGGGGGCAGGCGGGGGAGGGGGGAGCUGGUGACGGGGGAGAGUGUGGUGCAGAGGUUUAUAGAGGAGUCGGCGUGGAGUGAGGAGGACGAGCGGCAGGUGGGCGAGUUUCUGGACUUCCUUGAAGCUGCCGAUGUGGCUAACGCGGCCCUGCAUCAGCGAUUCAUGGUGGACUUCGAGCCAGAGUACAUCACCCCGGACGAUUUCUCGCCCCUCAACCCGCUGCUGGCGGAGGAAGAGCAGCAGCUGCAGGCGGGUGAGGGGCCGUCGCUGGAGGAGGUGAUGGUGGCGGCGAAGGCAGAGCUCAUGGCGCUGACAGGCAUGCAGAGCGAGGAGGAGUUCCAGUCCGCCCUGCAGAGCUGCCUCUCCCGAGCAGAUGAGCUCGAGACCCUGGUGGAGCUGUAUGCGGGGCCGCAGCGAAUGACAGCGCUGCAGGAGAACAAGGCGCUGCAGGAAGCCGCUGAGAAGCUUCCUCCCAGCGUGUCCCCGCAGGCCGUGGCAUUCACCAAGCGCGCUCUGCUCACCCUGCAGCCUUUCUCCCAUGGUGGAUGUUUUUUCCGCCUGCUGCUCUCCACAUCCUCAUUCAUGUGGGCGUCUCUUCUCUGCCCGUCCCUCGCUGCCUGCCUUCCUCUAUGGCAGAACAACCCAUCGUGGACGUUUGCACAGAAGCAGAAGAUGAUCGGCAACAUUGUGAGAGGGUUCUCGGCGUCGGCAUGA